This is a messenger RNA of Myzus persicae (green peach aphid), 817 nucleotides long. RefSeq names its product G2/M phase-specific E3 ubiquitin-protein ligase-like. NCBI's taxonomy places the organism in Eukaryota, Metazoa, Arthropoda, Insecta, Hemiptera, Aphididae. The transcript has 4 exons. The record is from RefSeq and is a predicted model, not a curated record. The annotation marks the transcript as partial.
AUAAGCUAGUCAUGUUUAAAGAAAUGUUGAAGUCUGCAACCAGAAACAUCAACUUACAACGCAUGGAUACCUCUUUAAAGAUUGAAACUCGUAGAUGCAAUGUUGAAAAGUGUUUGUGUCCUCAUAGAGAGCAACAAACACAUCAAGAAGAGAUUGGAUCAUGGGAAAUACUACUAUGUCAAGGAUGUGGUAUUAAUGGAACACAUAGGAUUUGCAGUUUUGUUCCAUGUUUCCAAUAUUGGCGCUGUGAAACAUGCAAUACCUUUGAAGAUAUGGUAUUCAUGUUUAGAAAUACGUUGAAUGCUGACAGAAACAUGGGCAUACGGUACAUGGAUACCUCUUUAAAGAUUGAAAGUCGUAGUUGCAAUGUUGAAAAGUGUUUGUGCCCUCAUAAAGAGCAACGAACAUAUCAAGAAGAUAUUGGAUCAUGGGAAAUACUACUAUGCGAUGCAUGUGGUAUUAAUGGAACACAUAGGAUUUGCAGUUUUGUUAAAUGUUUCAAAGCAUGGUAUUGUAAAGCAUGUCAACCCAAUAUUUUGUAAUAACUAAUUAUAUUAUUUUAAAUUUUUAUAAUAGUAAAUUUAACAGUGUACACGUAAUUAUUUUAAAUGUUUUCAGCCAAUUUCAGGCAUGUAUUAUUGAUAUGUAUUAUAUUUUUAUUUACAUAUUGUGAAUUCACUAUAUCACCUUUAAACAAUAAUUCAUUGGUUUUUGUUCAUCCAUCACAUUGUUAAUUAGAUUUGUUGAGAAUUCAAGUUAUAUAAUAUGUUUCUUAUAUAUUUUGAUUGAAUUCUCAUUUUCAUAUGUUAAUUGAAUA